Molecule: messenger RNA, 1506 nt
Organism: Fusarium proliferatum ET1
Lineage: Eukaryota; Fungi; Ascomycota; Sordariomycetes; Hypocreales; Nectriaceae
Exons: 6
Coding region: 1-1506 (501 amino acids)
Molecular function (GO): protein binding
Source: RefSeq, a predicted model, not a curated record
AUGACUGACAUUUUUGUCGACGCCCGGAAGGGCUCCCUGACUUCCACCAAACUAGACGCCUAUCUAGCCAAACCGGUGGAUAUCAACGCCCAGGACCCCAAGACUGGCUUCACGGCUCUCGGAAUGGCAGCUAAGUAUGGACGUCUCUCAGCCGUCACCCUCCUUCUCGACAAGAAUGCCUCUCCCAGAGCCAUGAGCAAGCCAGGCAUGACUCCACUAUACAUCGCUGCCAACGGUAACGGUGAUAGAGUCAACAUCGUGAGAAAGCUUCUUGAAAAGGGUGCUCAGGUCGAUGAGACCAGCCCAGAAGUCGAUAAUGAUACGCCGCUCAUGGUGGCCAUUACUCACGCUAGAGACCCUGUUGUUGUGAACAUGCUCAUCGACGCUGGGGCUUCACUCCAGGUGACCAACACUAAAGGCGAGACGGCAAAAGUACUCGCUGAGCAGUCAGGUAAUCCUGCUAUUCAGCGUGCUGUUUCCCCACCUGGGCAGCAGAUGGCAGGUCUUCCUGAACUGAUCAAUGCUUUGGUGAACUUUGUGUUGUUCAUCUUGGCGUAUGUGAACAGUGGAGUCAUCAACGGUGUCGUCAAGGGCGUGGUAUCCAACUUGUAUCAUAUUGGACAAGCUCCGCCAGACCAGACUUUGGCUCAGGACUUGGAUAAUCCUACUACCGUAGAUGAUUUCCAGAGGGGGGUCGAGAAGUAUGUCGAGGAUAGUGAUCUUGGACAGUUCUUUGCUCCCGGCAAUGAUUACCUACAAAAGGUUGCAGAAAAAGCAGUCGAGUUGAAGGACGAUAGAAGCAAUCACCUCAACGACCCAGAGCAGGUGAAAGGACUAGUCAAGCUUGCCUUGUACCAGCCAAUCUUCUACUGCGAUGACAGUGGCUCAAUGCAAGCCAACAUACUCGACGCCAACGGUAACGUCGUCAGCACAAGAAUGGAAGCCAUGAGAAUUCUAGUCCAGCGCAUGGCCCGUAUCGCAACACGUCUUGUGCCCGAUAACUCAGGUGCUCAUCUGCGCUUCAUCAACAGCGAUGAUCAGGGCAAUGACCUCACUGCUGAUCAGAUCGAUGCUCGUAUACAGUUUCAACCAGGCGGCGGUACCAACAUCGGCACAAACUUGAAGAAAAAGGCCUUGGAGCCGCUGGUCUUUAAGAAGCUCGAUCAGGAUGGCAAGUUGGACAGACCGUUCCUUGUUCUCACUAUCACGGAUGGUGAGCCUAGCCCCGAGCCUGUUGAUACGUUCAAGAAGACGAUUGAGGAGUGUGGACGACGGCUGGAACAGAAGGAUUAUCCCCAGGAAUCAACCAUGUUUCUCAUCAGCCAAGUUGGCAAUGACCCACAUGCUGAUCAGUUCCUCGACUCACUCUCUGGUGACACUGCAAUUGACCGUGUUCUAUUCCGUAGUUCUGAGCGCCUGCACGAGAAGUAUGCGGAGCUUCGUGAUAAUGAGGCAGACCUCGAAGAAUGGCUUUUCAAUAUUCUGAUGCAGCCUAUUACUGGAUGA